CGAGAUGGACAACACUAAGUAAUCUUUUUCUUUCUUUCCUGUUGUUCACAGGAGGAAGUGGAGAGCAUUACUGUCUGGUAGUGUAGUUGGGCCCAAGUACCUGGUUACAUUCAAUACUCAGACACGAUCCAAUCUGGAUCCACAAUCUCGGGAGCGAUUAGAUCGAUUAGAACUAGAUGUGGUGGAUGUGAUAGCACCAAUUUCCAAAAACUUGGUCGGAGCAAUGAGCGUUCAGCUUUCCCCUCAUUGUAAUGACGAGAGUGACAGGCGAGUACUCCCUUGUUUCUCUUUCCCUUUUUCGCCUUUGCUUUUCUUUCGUCGGCUGGUUUCGUUGGUUGGAGGAAACCGUCGUUGGCGGGCUGACCUCCCUGCCUGCCCAAGCAGUGGUAACUCGCUAUCACCUACAGCUACAUUGGACAGGUGACAUGACAGGCAGGACUAGCGGCCCGGAAUUCCAAAAGGCAGCUAAAAGACCGCUAGUUUCAGCGCCUCGGUGGGCCCAUGGGCUGAUCUUUUGGCGCUAUAAGGUGCGCUAUGAGAAUUGCCCGCCGAAUCUCAGAACCUUUCACCCGAAGACGAGCGGGAAUAGCUGCGUUGUGAGUGACAGGCAGGGAAAAGGGAAGCUUUCCAGAUUCCCCGGAUGUCAUGGUGGUGUUGGGAUAGGUGAUGAGUGCAACUACACUAUCAUUUUUUGUAUUGUUGUAGUGGUGAUGGUUGACGACCAAAGACGAGAAAAGAAAGGAAGAAAGAGACGAUAACUCUUUUCAGACAUUGGGCACCUAAAAGAGGGUGUAGAGGUGCAUGGAGAAU
Molecule: messenger RNA, 810 nt
Organism: Neurospora tetraspora
Lineage: Eukaryota; Fungi; Ascomycota; Sordariomycetes; Sordariales; Sordariaceae
Exons: 1
Coding region: 252-758 (168 amino acids)
Source: RefSeq, a predicted model, not a curated record